This is a messenger RNA of Hevea brasiliensis (rubber tree), 1167 nucleotides long. RefSeq lists its product as uncharacterized. The transcript has 5 exons. Gene Ontology annotation, molecular function: ubiquitin protein ligase activity. Lineage: Eukaryota; Viridiplantae; Streptophyta; Magnoliopsida; Malpighiales; Euphorbiaceae. Bases 112 to 867 code for a protein of 251 amino acids. The record is from RefSeq and is a predicted model, not a curated record.
AGACAAAGAGAAGUCGGGUCUGGGUUUAGCUUCGGUCCGACUCUCUCCAAAUUCGACCGAAACAUUAGGCUUGAAUCCAUUUCUUACUGCUCGGGCGUUCGAGAACUGAAAAUGGAACGAUGGAGAUCGCGUUUCUCGCAGGGAAUGAGGGAAACGAUGAGAACCGUGACAAUGCGCAAAUCUAACGCCCUCGUUUCUGAGGGAGAUGUGAGUGGUGUAAUCGAUGAAGCAGGUGGUGCUGGAGAGAGAGAGGCGGAGAUCCAGAUAAACCCUAGGGAUGAUGAUCGUAUCGGCGGCCCUCCUCUCGAUGAUUGUUGCCCCAUCUGUUUCGGUGCCUUCACUGUUCCUUGCAAAGCCAAUUGCGGCCACUGGUUUUGCGGCAGUUGCAUUCUGCAAUAUUGGAAUUAUUCUGCCGCAUCUAAGCCUUGCAAGUGUCCCAUGUGCACUUCUGGCAUUACCAAGUUGACACCAGAGGCAUCAUUACACAGGCAGCACGAACAAGAAGUUACCAAAGUUUUGGACAAUGUUCAUAGGUACAACCGCCUUUUUGUUGGAGGUGCGCUUGGCCUUGUUCAGAAAGUGCGAGAGUCACCAUUAUUCAUUAAGAGAAUUUUUCAACAAAUGAUGGAUCCCGAUAGACCUGGUUCCUACCUUCAUGAAAUGCGCCUUUUUGCUAUGAUACUGAGUGUCUUAUAUGCUGCCACUCCAUUUAACUUCAUUCCAACUGGAGGCCUAGGGAUUGUUAGAUUGUUUGAUUAUGCUGCUAUUGCUCUUGUUCUUGCCCUACGAUUGGUUGGCAUGUAUCGCAGGCGACGUCUCACCCAGCGUGUUAGGCUUUUGGCUGAGGCUCAACCUUUAGGAGAAUAAAGUAGGAAUUCUCUAAUUCAUGCGCCUAACCAGUCUCAGUUCUUCCUUCUUGUCAAUAUUUGAAGAUGGCUUUAUCUUGUGUGCAUGUGGAAGAGUAUGAUUAUUAACGAAUGUAUCAUUUGACUUGAUCGAAUGUAGUUGAAAUGGUCUGAAGUGGAUUCUAUAUGAAUCACACGGAGUAUAUGUGUGCAUUAUCUACCUCUGUAUAUAGAAGUAUUUAAGGAAGUAUGAUGUUAUCAACUGUUGUCUGUACAUAAAGCAAGAAUGCAAGUAAACAGUAUUGAAGGUUUAUACAUUCAA